GUAAAGGGUAGAAUGUCGAGGCGUCAUAGAUGGUGUUCUGGUAUUUUGGUCUUUGUUUGGCGGGGUAAAUUCCCUGUCCCAACGUCGUUCUUGUUUGUUCUCAGCCGGCUGUUCUCGCAUUGUAUGUCGAAGAAUAUCCUUCAAACAGCUUACACUAUGCGAGAGACGGGAUUCCAGAUCUUUCGGGUAUUUGCAAGGGAGAAUUUUUUCAUUGUUUGUCUGUGGCAGGACUUGAGAAGGUCUGGAUUGUUGUUUGACGGCAGAUUCUUGAGGAAGCACGGCUACCAACUUCCACACCAUUAGCAAAGAAGCCAUCUUCACAUAGUUUGCCCACCUCUUCAAGCCACUGUCGAUCCCAUCUAGUCCAGGGUAAUUCGAGCAUUUGCGUUCUCAUCCCCGCUUUUAUGUCAGCACUUAAUCCUUCAGAUGCCGCAUAUCCGCGCGAAAGCUGGAGGCCUGAUUAUCUGGAAAGAAAGAGAGGCCAAGGCCGGCCAAGAGCUCGUCGAUGAUGCGCCUCCAACUUAUGAGCCGACGGACCCUGCGUCAUCUACGCUCCAGCCGGCUCUACCACACCCCGUGGACAACAAGUCGGGCCACUCUGAUUCAACUCGCCCGACGGCCGAGUCGCCCUUCAACUUUCCGCUAGACACUCCUCUUCCCCCGUAUUCAGCUGCAUCGGGGUCGGCCAGCCAGCGGCCGAUUGCGAUUCCGCAGGUCACUCCCAGCCCGGCCUCGCCACUGCUCGCCGCAUACGCCCCGCUGCUCCUCAGCUACGGCAUCCCGGCGGAGACGUGGCAUUCCUUUCUCGAUACCGUGUCCGCCUUCCUCGCGGCCAAGGUGUCAGACCGCGCGCUCCGCCAUGCUGCAAACAUGGGCAAGCAGGUCGGCGAAGGCCCCAAGAGCCUCGUCAAGGGCAUCGUCUCCCACGCCAAGGACGUGGGCAAGGGCAUAGGCAACAAUGCGAAGCGUGGAAAUAUCAUUGGUGCCGCCAUGGGCGUUGUCGGCGGCAUUAUCUCGAUCCCCGUGUCGGCAGCUCUGGGCACUGCUCGCACGGCUGUCCAGCUCCCCAUGUCCGCCGUGUCAGCUGCUACCAGCUCGCCAGAGUCGGCGCGCGAGCGGGCUACAGCUUACCUGGCGGUUGUCAACAAGGACUGGUUCCAUGGCCGCGGCCUUCAUGCGACUUUGCUAGAUUCGCAUGAGAUUUCUCAGCUCGUCGGUACGUCUAUAAUUGACCAGGUAGAACUACGGACCGACAAGGAAGAGAGCGUGGAGCUCAAACUGGGUGCUUUGGGAGAUCACAUCGCCAGGUUGGAGGUUCAGACACCGGCCAGCCUGGCCGUGGGACCCAACACGUUGUGGUUGGUAUUGACGCAGGUACAUCAAACGGAUUUGUGAUCUCAACAUGCUGGGCUUGAUUAAUGUGUUUGGAGAAAGACUUAGCCAUCUUAAUUAUUGCCAAAACAGGCCAGGGGAG
Molecule: messenger RNA, 1474 nt
Organism: Ilyonectria robusta
Lineage: Eukaryota; Fungi; Ascomycota; Sordariomycetes; Hypocreales; Nectriaceae
Exons: 3
Coding region: 427-1395 (322 amino acids)
Source: RefSeq, a predicted model, not a curated record